AAUAUAUCUGUAGAAAUUACAACAAAAAUUUAGAUUUUCAGCUACUCUGAAUCUACCUUCAAUCGUUUGGAAUUGAAAAACCUUUCCUUUAAUUUCAAAGAGUCGCUCAAUUAGGGUUUACGAUAAAUGGAGAAGAAGAAGGUGACGAUUCCACAAGUCUGUCAUGGACAUUCAAGACCUGUUGUUGAUUUGUUCUACAGUCCAAUUACGCCUGAUGGUUUCUUCCUUAUCAGCGCUAGCAAAGAUUCGCAUCCAAUGUUGAGAAAUGGGGAAACUGGAGACUGGAUUGGUACAUUUGAAGGGCAUAAAGGUGCAGUGUGGAGUUCAUGUCUGGAUAACAAUGCAUUACGUGCUGCAUCUGCUUCAGCCGAUUUUUCAGCCAAACUUUGGGAUGCGUUAACAGGGGAUGUGCUGCAUUCUUUUGAGCACAAGCAUAUUGUUCGAGCAUGCGCCUUCUCAGAGGAUACAAAAUUGUUGCUCACAGGAGGGUUUGAGAAAAUUCUUCGCGUUUUUGACAUGAAUCGGUUGGAUGCACCUCCUACAGAAGUUGAUAAAUCUCCUGGUUCUAUCAGAACCCUCACAUGGCUUCACAGUGAUCAAACAAUAUUAAGUUCCUGCACUGAUAUUGGCGGUGUAAGGUUAUGGGAUGUGAGGAGUGGGAAAAUUGUCCAAACGUUAGAAACUAAGUCUCCUGUAACCAGUGCUGAAGUGAGCCAAGAUGGACGGUAUAUAACAACUGCAGAUGGGUCAACUGUUAAAUUCUGGGACGCGAACCACUUUGGACUAGUUAAGAGUUACGACAUGCCCUGCAAUAUCGAAUCUGCAUCGUUGGAGCCAAAGUCUGGUGAAAAGUUUGUUGCUGGUGGAGAGGAUAUGUGGGUCCGAGUGUUUGACUUCUAUACUGGCGAGGAGAUUGGAUGCAACAAGGGACAUCACGGUCCAGUACACUGCGUUAGGUUUACCCCCACUGGCCUGUCUUAUGCCUCGGGAUCUGAAGACGGAACCAUCAGAAUCUGGCAAACAACACCAGCCAAUCCCGAAGAGAAUGAAACAAGCUCGAGGAGAGUGAAACAUAGCGUGGAUGAAGUUUCAAAGAAGAUUGAAGGCUUUCACAUCAACAAAGAAGGAAAAACCGCAGAGAAACCAUCUGAUACUUAAGCUAAAAUGAGCGUAUAAAAAGCCUCUAUAUGUCUUAGUUCUUGAUUUGCUGUGUUUUAUUUCCAGACUAAAUGAAUAUACAGAGAAAACAAACAAACGAAAAUCUCUCUCUUCUUUUGAAUCAAAUCAAGCUAUGGGUGUUAA
This is a messenger RNA of Arabidopsis arenosa, 1302 nucleotides long. The record is from the annotation of a GenBank genome assembly. Lineage: Eukaryota; Viridiplantae; Streptophyta; Magnoliopsida; Brassicales; Brassicaceae.